AUUGCAACAACUUCGCGAACUACAAUUACAUUAAUUAUAGAAGACCCAUUCCCAUUUUUUAUACUAGUUUAAAGUACACAAGUUGUACACGAAACUGAUCUAUAUUUUAGAAAAGGACCCCUUUUAGCCUAUCAGAAAUAUAGCUGUGAAUAUCGUUGAUUAUCGUUUAAAAAAGCUAGUUUUCGAGACAAGCAAAAGAAGUCUCAGCAAGUCGAGGAAAGAAAAACUUGCUUUUUUAAACGAUAUUCACAGCAAUAUUACCCCAUGAAAAAUGGUAGAGUGACCGGAAUUACCCCAAAGCACAUAUCUCUAAAAAAUGACUAUGUCUUUUGAUUUCCCUAAUCUGGAAUUAACUAAUUAAUGGUAAGUAUGACUGCAGUGCGAAUUAGACAGGUGGAUAGAACUCACAAUUCUGCAUAUGAUGGUCUAAUUUUUAAUUACAAAGGUGAAAGUUCACCGUUGAAAAAAGUUGGUUUAGUUUUGUACCAGCCAUUUUGGCUGUGUUGACCGGAAUUACCCGAACGGCAACCGUUCACUGACCGGAAUUACCCCAAAUGGGGUAAUUCCGGUCAUUUAAUACCAGCCGACUAGAAAUUGAUCAGAACUAAUUAUCUCUAAUGAAUAUUAACAUGAUUUUUGCAUCAGUCGAUAGCUAAGAGUCAGAUCUAUCUACCUGUGCAAAACCGUUUUUUUCUGGUUAAAAAUGACUUAGCUAUGAGCAAAAUACUGAAAAGAUUUCUGACAUUGACCGGAAUUACCCCGAGGCACUCUAUUUCAUUGCCAUGAAAAAUUAAAGAAAUUUUUAAUGAAUAAAUCACAAAUACAAAUAGAAGAAAAUCCAAAUGUACAAUUUAGUUUACACCUUUAUCUUCGUCAUUGUAUUCGUUCCACAUAUUAUACGUCGUUUAUUAAAUGUGAUGAUAAAUAUUGUGUAGAUUGUCCUCGUUAUCCAAUUCGUGCUACAAAAACAAUAUCUUUACUUCGUGCUGGUGGUGGAUAUAUCCCUUGGCCAACAAUGACAUUUAGUAAUAAACAUUAUGAUACGUUUUUACAAAGAACAUAUUCAAUAUUAUCCGGUGAAAAAAAUCUUUAUCCAGAUGAAAAUUUAAUGACAGGAUCAAAAGUCAAAUGUUCAAAAUGCAAAUUGCCAUACGUAUUUCUCUCAAAAGCAGAUGAAGACAGACAUAAUCAGUGGAUCCAUACACCAAAACAGAAACUCAAAAGAUCUUCAACUCAAGCAAAUAAAAUGUUAAAACGAAGAAGACGUUCUCUUUCAAUUGAAUAUUAA
Didymodactylos carnosus is the source of this 1288-nucleotide messenger RNA. Lineage: Eukaryota; Metazoa; Rotifera; Eurotatoria; Philodinida; Philodinidae. The record is from the annotation of a GenBank genome assembly.